This is a messenger RNA of Gossypium raimondii (Peruvian cotton), 1289 nucleotides long. RefSeq names its product peroxidase 40. Gene Ontology annotation, biological process: hydrogen peroxide catabolic process; response to oxidative stress. The transcript is spliced from 4 exons. NCBI's taxonomy places the organism in Eukaryota, Viridiplantae, Streptophyta, Magnoliopsida, Malvales, Malvaceae. Gene Ontology annotation, molecular function: peroxidase activity; heme binding. The record is from RefSeq and is a predicted model, not a curated record. Bases 112 to 1104 code for a protein of 330 amino acids.
CUCUUCCAUUGCUUGACUGCUUCUUCCUUCACGUUUAAACCACCCCCUUUGCCUCAAUUCAUAUAUAUAUGAUCUUUAAGUUGCAGUUUGUAAGUAGUAAAGAGUAGAAAGAUGGCCAAGUGUUUGGUUUUGUUAUUUUUAUGUUUGGUAAUGGUUUCCAUUAAUGUUGCAAACACCAUGAACGAAACAUGCGUCGACGACAUUAGUAUAGUGUUGCAGAUCGACUUGUAUAAAAAUAGCUGCCCGGAGGCAGAGUCCAUCAUCUACUCUUGGGUUGAAAAUGCAGUAUCACAGGACUCUAGAAUGGCAGCUUCGUUGCUUCGGCUUCAUUUCCAUGAUUGCUUUGUUAAUGGUUGUGAUGGCUCAGUGUUGUUGGAUGAUACUGAGGAUUUCACUGGUGAGAAAACCGCACUGCCGAACUUGAAUUCUCUGAGAGGAUUUGAAGUAAUCGACGCUAUUAAAUCGGAGCUCGAAUCUGUUUGCCCUCAAACUGUUUCUUGUGCUGAUAUUCUUGCAACAGCUGCUAGAGACUCUGUCGUUAUAUCAGGGGGUCCGAGUUGGGAAGUGGAGAUGGGGAGAAAAGACAGCUUGGGUGCUAGCAAAGAAGCAGCAACAAACAAUAUUCCAGGUCCAAAUUCAACGGUGCCAAUACUUGUUGCCAAGUUCCAAAACGUUGGACUCUCAUUCAAUGACAUGAUUGCACUUUCUGGUGCACACACGUUGGGAAUGGCUCGAUGUUCGACAUUUAGUUCACGGCUUCAAGGCUCAAAUGGUCCAGAUAUUGACCUUGAUUUCCUUCAAAACCUGCAGCAGCUGUGCUCACAAACGGAUGGGAACUCAAGGCUUGCGCGACUUGAUCUGGUCAGCCCUGCGACGUUUGACAACCAGUAUUACAUUAACCUUCUUUCCGGAGAGGGAUUGCUGCCAUCUGACCAGGCGCUUGUCACUGAUGAUUAUCAAACUAGACAGCUUGUACUAUCCUAUGCUGAGGACCCUUUGGCCUUCUUUGAGGACUUCAAGAAUUCGAUGCUGAAAAUGGGAAGCUUAGGGGUGCUAACAGGGACCGAUGGCCAGAUUCGGGGGAAUUGCCGGGUUGUUAAUUAAUCAACUUCUUUGUUGCCAUUGCAUUUGCUUUGCUCGACUUUGCAUGGUUGUAACAUUAAGAAGUUAUUAUGUAGUUAUGGUUUAAGUGCAUGUUUAGGAGUAACCUUAUUUGGAAUCUUAGUAGAAUGCAAUCUAAUUAUAAUUGUCAUUACAGAAUGUCGAUUUAGAGCAAAAAGAAGGAUCUA